AUGAAGGGAGCGGACGCGUACCCGGGCUACUUUUCGCUGAAUUUGGAUAAUGAUAUCAAGAUGGAAGCUACGUCGACGCGUCGUGCUGGGCUAGAGCGCUUCACGCUCCCAAACCCCAAUGACCUGCCAGCGUCAUUGGCGGGUGGGACCCUCGAUAUCGACCCAGAAAAUGGCCGUAUCACAAUUGGUGACCGCUACGGCUCCAGCUUUGGUCCCGGUUCGGAUCACUACCAAGCAUUUGCUUGUGAUGAUCUCUUGAGCAGCGGAACUCAAAAGCUAAGUGAAUAUGGCAUCUGGACGGGUGAUACGUGA
Suillus clintonianus is the source of this 312-nucleotide messenger RNA. RefSeq lists its product as uncharacterized. NCBI's taxonomy places the organism in Eukaryota, Fungi, Basidiomycota, Agaricomycetes, Boletales, Suillaceae. Gene Ontology annotation, molecular function: carbohydrate binding. Bases 1 to 312 code for a protein of 103 amino acids. The transcript has 3 exons. The record is from RefSeq and is a predicted model, not a curated record.